UUUGGUGCAACCCGUGUGUGAAGAUCGGAUCCUCUAGGUCGUGUGUGAAAACGUAGAAGCUUUUGUUUGAAACCGCCCUGCUCUUCCCGGUUCUGUUUUAUGCUCUCUUACUCUCGCCCCCAAGUGCAUUAUUAAUUGUGUGUAUGCGUGCAUAUGAAUUACCGCUUCAUUCGUGAUUGAACCGCAUUUGAAUAGCUCAAGCUUAAUCCCGAUCCUGCCGGGAUAGUGUGUAGUGUGUAGUGAGUUGAUUUAACGGUAUCCCAGACCUGUAACCGCUUCUUGUGAAUCGAUGAUCCGUGCGUGAGGGAGGAAAUCGUGAAAGAUUUUCUUUUCGCACUUGCUCCUCAAAUCAAUCUCCUUCUGUGCGCGCGGCGAUCUCACGCGUCCCAUCUUCGCCGAUCCGUUUACACAAUUUUUCGCGAUUAUUUUUGGACUCUAACGUCAUCGACGGGCGUCCCGUGAAACGCGAAAGUUGUUCGCGGCUGGGUCCGCGGGAAAAAGUCGGCUGACUGCGGGUGUGUUUCAGUUUUCCCGCCGUGGGAUGGAUCAGUGAGGAGAAUCGGAGAGGAUUAGCGUCAAUUCGUGUGUGCUUGGUUCCGCAGUGUGGGUGCAUUGGUUUCGGUGAUCGACGUUCCGGAGGAAGAUCGAACUUCCGAGUUCGUGCGUGAGCGAAGAAAUUUCUGCUCUGGAGCUGCAGCGUGUGAGCAAAUCAGUGUGUGAAAAUUCCUACCACGGUGAAGAAGGUUUAAGCGAGUACAGCGUGAAAAUUUUGUGCAUACAGUGUUGAGUGCGCGGUGAAGCGAAUCAUGGAGUCCACCGAAAACAAUGGAUCGUCCUCGCUGGAAGAACUCCAGCGUCAGCUGAAUGAAGAUCUCGCCCAAGUGGUUGCACCAUCGCCUCCGGCUUCGACCCUUGUGGCGACCACUAUCAGUACCGUCGUGCUCCAGGGAGGUCCCUUGCAGUUGGUAAUUGCCCUGCUCAAGAGCGGCGAAAGAUUGUACAUCAAGGUUGCGGAUCUGCUGCCCAAGUUCACAUUUCUAGGACCAAGCCUGGAUGAGGCGUUGAAUCUGCAACGGGAGCACGAGGAGCUACUGCGACAGAUACAGAAUCUACCAACGCCACUGGAGGAAUUUUACCACAAGGUGCAGGAGAAGAUUGCAUGCAAUGAAAGAACCAACCCAGUAUUGAUCGAGGAGAUGGCUGCUUCGCUAAGCGCCGUUUGGCAGGACGUGAAAAAACUGCUCCAGGAACGGAGGGACAUUGUAAUUUUAAACGUCAGCUUCUUCGAGCGGCUCGGCGAAUGCUAUGGAAAGAUGAGUUCCCUUGAAGUGGCAUGUAACGACACAAUGAUCCCGAUCGAAAUCGAAGCUGUCCGAGAAUUUCUGGAGUCGUUCAAAAAUCUCCGCACCGAAAUGCUGACCACAAUUGCGAGUGCGUUAAAAGUGGGCAACCAACUGUUGGAUAGACUGAAAGAACUGGCGAACAUUGGAACGCUGGAUUCACGGCCCAAUCAUAUUAAGCAGGACGCUAUCCUGGCUGUCAGUCAGGUUGAACAAUGGCUCGAGGAUCUCUCCAACCGACGAAACAACCUCGAACAAGCCUGGCAAUCUCGCAAGAACCAGCUAGAGCAGUGUCUCACACUUGCAAUCCUCGCCAAGGAACUAGCCGAAAUCGAGUACAGUUUGGAGAGCUCCAAAAACUCGAACCUCAGUUCCUUCACGCUGGGUGAAUCCUCUGAACAGGCGUGUGAUCUGUUGCAGAACUACCAGAGUCUCAAACCAGAUGCGAUCCUUCUGCGGGAUAAAUCGUUGAAGAUCACGAAAGCUACCGAGGAGCUCGUUGCGACCGGCUGCUUCGCUGGAGACGAAGCGUGCUCCAAGGCGUACAGUGUCCUCUCGGCGUGCACCGAUUUCGUUGAGGAAAUCGAUCACCGCGAAUCGCUUCUAUCCCAAUCGCGAGAAUUCUUUGGUCGGGCCGAAAACCUGCUGACCAAGUUAUCCCAAAUCGAAAUUGAACUCAGCAAUUUACAGCUCCGACCGGGUUCUCCGUCUCCGCUGCUAAUGCAGGGUAGGGUCCUGCAGGAGGUCACCACCACCAUUGGCGAGAUUCUAGAAUCGGGCUACUCACUGAUCGAUGAAGUUGGACGUACUAAGCCAGAGGUGGCCGGUGUUCAAGCGAUGGUGGAUAAAAUCGAGAAGAAAAAAAUUGCCUUCGAACGGUACUGCUUGCAGCAGACUGAACAGAACCUGAGAUUGACCGAAGCGUUGAAUGAGUUCUUGGAGAACUACAAUCAGCUGUACCAAUGGCUCGAGGAGGCGAGAAGGGAGAGAAUAGACCAGGGAACAGAUAUCCAUUGGAUGGGGGAAAGCUUGGGCGAGGCAAAGGAAUGUUUGUUGUUGCAUCAUCAGCUCCUGAAUGACCUGGAGAUCAAAGGAAACGCGAUAAACAACCUCCUCGUUCGGUUGACCCCUUGUCUGGAGUAUCUGGAGGACGGUCAGGCGGACGACGUCCAGCAGAAAACCGACGUCAUUCGACAGAAGUGGACCGAGCUGAAGAAUUAUGUGAUUGUGCGCGUCGACCUGCUGAAGCUUUACAUCCGCUUCCACCAGGAAGCGGAAACACUCCGCAAUCUGUUCGAAUCGUUCGAUAUCCAGAAAGCGACCUUCAGCAGUGUGGAACACGACAAACCCCUGCUGCAGGCAGCAUUGGACAAUAUUCGACAGCAACUCGGUCAGAUUAAGCUGAUCGGGGAACAGUGUAUCGAUAAUCUGGAGAAGGUUGCGGAUCCAUAUCUGCAAAAAGCUCGCGCAGCGCAGUGCGUCGAUCGGACACUGGUUGAGCUGAACGCACGUCAGUUGGCCAUCAGCGAUGAAUGGGAGCGCUGGAAUGCCCAGCAGCACACCGAAAAGAUACUGAACGAGAUAAUGGCCGCCAACAUGGAGACCCUCGCCGAGGCAACGAAACUCGAGGAUCAACUGUAUCCGAUCUUCAACACGGCCUCCGACAAUCCGGCCGAUUUGAGCGCAUUCAUCGCGGCCAAGCUGAACCAGAUCCAAGCUGAUAUCCGGGCGGCGGAGAACGAACUCACGAAACGGUUCGAAACGAUCGAUCAGCUGUGGUCUACCACCGCGACCGAAUCCAGUGACGACAAAGUGAUUCAAGUGAAGAACAGUUUGAACUCGAUCAAAACCAAGUUGCACACAAUCGCGGCCGACUUUCGGGAACUCGCGUCCGUUGUAGAUCACUUCCUGCGAUCGGUGUUGAUCUGUCGUGACAACAUUAAGGACUAUUUCGCGCGCAAGCAGACCAUCACCGGGCCAGACAGCGUCGAGUCGAUCACCAAUAGCUAUGAGCAGUUCAAGCAGAACACGAUGGAGUACUUUCGCAAUUUGUUGCAGCAGAGUGAGCAAAUCAUCGAGCGCAUCAAAACCCAAGAGCCCCCGGGGGCAAAGGAACAGGACACGGAUAAGAUCAUUACGUUGUUGGAGAAUCUGCGGACGUACUUCGAGACGCAGACCGAGUCGGAGAACUCGGAGCUUAGGAAGCAGCACGCGGUGAUUGCGUUCGAUAAGAGUUUGGGUGAAGUGCGGGGUGAAAUCCGGGACAAAGUGGAACAAGUGAAUCGGGGUCGUGGGUGUUACGGGGAGAAUGCUGACGGGGCAAGGGCUACGAUAGCGGUGUACGAUGAGUUCGAGAAGAGUUUGCAGGGAUUAGAAUCGAAAAUUGAGGCUUUCAUCAGUACGUCACAAGAUUUGAGCAGGCAAUUCCCGGAAACCGCGCAAUAUGUGCACACGGAGGCCACCAAAAUACGUAACGAGUGGGCGGAACUGUUCAACAAGACACAGGAGUAUCGCAAGUUGACAAUUGUGGCGAUUGAGUACUUCGAACUGAUUGCUAUGGUGGAGAAUAACUACCGGAAUAUGAACGCAGAUCUGAUCAACGCUAACAACAAACUAUCGAUACUGAACCACCCAGAUCUUGCGAACGAUCUUGUACAGCAGGUUGACAGCAUAUUGCGAGUUUAUGAAACACAGCAACUCGAUACACUCAAGAAAAUCUCUGUACUGUCGACGCAGUUGUACGGACACGACAAUACUGUCCCGCUGUACAAUGAUAAUAUGAAACUGUUCCAAUCGUUUUACAAAAUUAAGAACGACAUCGGUAGUCGUGCCAAAGAGCUCGCCGAACAACAGCAGCAGCAACAUCAACGAUUACAACAAGAACAAAAACAAAAACAGCAACAAGAAUCUCAACAUAGCGAAAUUAUCACCACAACCACAACCACCACUCACUAUACUUUGCCGCAGCAGCAAUCCUUCGAGAUUCAAACCAUCGACGAAGAGCAAUACCUCCAGGAGCCACAGGCUCCCCUGGUGAUCCAAACAGUGGAGGAAGCCCACCACGAAAAAAUUCACGAGAUCGUCACCGCUGCCGAACCUCCACCACCAUCACUGGCGGUCACUCAGCCACUGGCAGAUGUUUCGGUCCAGGAAGGCCAACGCGCCCACUUGCAGUGCGCAGUCGUUGGUCAUCCUCAGCCUACCAUCGAGUGGUUCAAAGAUGGCAUUAGCAUCCAGAACAACCCUGAUUACAAAACUGCCUUCGAAAACGGUCUCUGCACGCUGUCGAUCGACGAAACAGUGACAGCCGAUUCGGCCGAGUAUUUGUGCCGAGCAAUUAACGACGCUGGAAUCGCCGAUUCUUCGGCCCGACUGAUGGUCACCGAGAUGGCUCCACCAACGCCACAACCCGAGGGAGUGCCACCAGUUUUCACGCAAAAACUCGAAAAUAGCACUGCCACCGAGGGUCAACCGUUCCAGUACACGUGCACGGUUACAGGUAAACCUCAACCCAUCACCGUCCAUUGGUACAAAAACGACACUUGCAUAGACACCUCACCAGACUACAAGAUCUCGUUCCAAGCGGACAGCGGUGAGGCGGUGCUUCGCUUCGAGCAGGUAUUUCUCGAAGAUCAAGCUCGCUACACCUGCCGGGCGGGCAACGAAUGUGGUUCGGAUGAAACCGCGGCCGAUCUGGCCGUCGAACCUUUGGAACCAACGGAGUAUCCCAGCUUCCGGGUGCCCCUGUCCAACGUGAUGGCCCGAGUUGGCCAGAAAAUCAAACUAGAGGCCGAGGUGGUUGGAACCCCGCCACCAGAGGUUAUGUGGACCCACGAUGACAAGCAUUUCAGCAACCGGGAAGUGAAGUUCUUCUACGAAAACGGCAGAGCGCAAUUGGUUAUAGACGAAGCAUUCCUGAAGGAUGCUGGUGUCUACACGCUAACUGCCAAGAAUAUCGCCGGUGAAAAGUCCUGCUCGUGUAAUGUUGUUGUAAAAGGUCGUCUACCAAACGAAACGUCCGAUUCUGAAUUAGCCAGUGAUAUGGAACCAGUGAAGCCGUCCGUCCAGCUCCAGCUCAAGGACGUCUCGGUGUUCGAGGGCAAACCGGUGCGCCUGGAUUGUGUAAUCGUCGGCCAACCGGAACCGGAGGUGAUCUGGUACCACAGCGAGCGACCCGUCAAGGAGUCCACCGAUUUUCAGCUACUCUUCCAAGGUGAUCACUGCUCGCUGGUGAUACGGGAGGCAUUUUUAGAAGAUGCUGGCGAGUAUCGUGUCGUCGCUAUUAAUAGCGCUGGUGAAGCUUCGAGCAAGUGUAAUCUAAUUGUGACACCACUGAACACUGCGGAACCAGCCGUACGUCAGCCGGCCGAGCGUGUCCUGCCACUGCUCGGGGGUGCUCCACCCAAGUUCGAGCGGCUGCUAAGUGACAUCCUUGCGGCCGAGGGGGAAAAGUGCCAGUUCGAGUGCGCCGUCAGUGGCGAUCCUCGGCCCAGUGUCAGGUGGUUUGUGAACAACCGCGAAAUCGAAGAGAAUCCGCGUGUGCACUCGCUCAUCCGCGAGGACGGUGUCGUGAAGCUAGUGAUCGAACAGGUGUUCCCCGACGACAAGGGAGUUUACACGGCGAAAGCCUCCAACCCGUCCGGUGAGGCGAAGUGUUUCUCGAAUCUGAUCGUGAAAUCGAUCAACGCGCCCGAGUUCGAAACAGUGCCGGCGUUCCUGAGCGACAGUGUCGUCUGUCCGACCUUCAAGCAGCUGUUUGCUGAUCGCACGGUGAAGUUGCAUGAAUCCACCAAGUUCGAGUGUAUCAUCGUGGGCAAGCCGCAGCCGAAGAUCAAGUGGUUCUUUAAUGAUCAGCCGGUGCACGGUCAUGACUUCCUCGUUUCGACCAGUGGGGAUCGACAGAUUCUCACAAUUCCGGAAGUUAUUCCCGAGCUUGCUGGGAAGAUUACGUGUUUUGCCGAAAACGAGGCUGGCAAUGCGCAAUGUGUGGCGCUGAUAAAACUGGCUGAUUCCGUGGGUGCGCCACUGCAACCGCUGGUUACGGCAGAAUCGAUGCUUCAAGUUGAUACCUCUGGAUCGUCCUUUGUGACGCUCCAGAAGCAGGUGACUACCUCGAGCUCGUCCUACUCCUCGUCGACGAUCGUGGAGAAUGGAGUUCCACAGUCUGAGGUGCAUUCGCAGUCCGCCCAUAUGGAUCGCUCUUUCAAGCAAAUCGGUGGACAGGCUCCGGAAAUAGCUGAGACGAAGCAAUUCGCACAAUUCCAUCAAUCAAACGACAUGCCACCAUCGAUCCAGCAGGAAACCUCGAUCAUCAACAUUGCCAACGAUAACACCACCAAAAUGCACGAGACCAUCAUUGCAAACUCUGGCCAAAUCAGCACCGGAAAGCCUGCUAGACGCAGCUCGGCACCACGCUUUGUAUCACCCUUCAACGGCAAGAUCGUCGAUCAAGGAGCCGAUGUAAUGUUCGAGGGUAUCAUCGAUGGUUACCCAGCGCCCGAAGUGAAAGUCACGAAGAACGAUGUCGAACUACAGCAAGACGGCGAACGGGUCAGCGUUUCCUACUCACUCAACAAGAUCGUAGUCGAGCUGAAAAACGUUUCAACCAACGACGCAGGACGUUACACCGCAACGGCAUCGAACGCAGCCGGUGCAUCAUCCACUACCGCCGAUUUAGUCGUCAAGAAGUCUAUCUUUCCACCGGUGUUCGGCAGACGGCUGCAAGCGCAGUGUGUCCGCCGUGGUGAUAGAGCUAUUCUCGACGUCGAAGUGUCCGGAACUCCCGAACCGACGAUAUCCUGGUUCAAGGACAACCGUCCGGUUCAGGAGGUACUCCGCCCGGGGAGCUACAACCUGCAGCAGGUUGGUCCAUCCUCGAAGUUGAUUUUCGAACAGAUCGAUCUGGGCGACGCCGGCAAGUACAUGGUGCUUGCGAAGAACACCGGCGGUGAAGCGCAAAGUAUCGCCGACAUUGCCGUGCUGGAGGCGGAACCCCAGCCGCAACCGCAACCCCAACCUCAACAGCCCCAAAAACACGUCUCGUUCGUGGACGUACCGCAACCGCAGCCACAGUCCGGUGAAAAGAGUGAAAGCAUUCCCGGUGAUUCUGGCUUCACCGCCCACCAAGAGUUCUCCGCCGAGGCUAAACUACAGGGUCCUAUCACAGAGUCCACUAUCGUGACAGAAACACGCCGCACAACUCAAGCAACUAUGCGGAUGGAGCACAAGACGAGCUUCCCCGAUCUACCGGUUACAUUUUCACAGCGCACACAGACAUCCGCGAUUCCGCUCGUAUCGGAAGGAACGAUGGCACAAUCCGACGUUCAAACAAGUGCCACCAAUACAGAGCGGGUAGCAACACGCACCGACUCUACACAAACACCAACACCGCUGCAACAGCCUCCUCUGUUACCACACAAAUCCGAGGCCACACAAACUCCACCCCAGGUGGAACCCAAGCCAACAGUGAUCAUCGCAGCACCAACAGAAGAACUCAGAACCGAAACCAAGCGGAGCGCAUUCCAGUUUUUCGAAAAGAUCACAACGAAUGGGACCUCGGAAUCAGCGGUGGCACCUCCACCGACGAUUCCCAAGCCCAAAUCGUUCAAACCGCUUAUCAAAACACCAGUCUCUAAUGAUCAAACGCACUCGUUGGUAGGUGAAGAAAAACUAACUUACCCCUCAUACACUCCCGGUCAAGAUGUAAACAAUCCACCCGAGCAUCCAUCCAUCAUCAGUAACACAAUCGAAACCAAAACAAUCACCACUAGUAGUAGUAGCCAUCAGUCUACGGAACAGGUUGAUUUUCUGAAGCCACGGGGUGUCACUGUUCCGACACCGCCAAUCUAUUGUCAAGAACCGCACCCACCGAUACACGAGGUUCACCAUCCUCCGAAGGCCAACCCGAUCCCUCUCCAGCAGAUACCAAAGAUAGUAGCUCAAGACACACCCAUCUACAGACCCCAAGCACACGCACCUCAUAUGGAGCGAGCUCGCAGUUCGUCUCCUAGACCAUCGGCGGAAGCCAUCGCAAUGGAGAAACUUUGGACCACUCCAAAACCUACCGACUUCGUCACCCUACCACGCCCCAAAUCAUCAUCUCUGUCACUUCGCAAGCCAUCACUAGAGGAUAGUAAAUGUUCCAUGACUCAAUCCGAAUUUCAGCCAGUGCAAAGUAACUUCUAUAGCCAACAACAACAGCAACAGCAGCAGCAGCAGAUGUAUUCGUCCUUCACGUCCACUCAUCAGUUCCAGUCGUCGGCUAUCUCGCAGCAACAAUACCAACAGUCGAUGCAGUAUCAACCAUUCAAACCCACAGAGCCGACUCCAGCGCCUGUGCAACCCGUACAAGCUCCGAAACCAACAUUCACCCCGGCUCCACCUCAACCAACCUUCUGUCCGGCACCACAACCCGUCCAACCACCCAUGUCGUUUGCUCCAGCUCCACAACCUGUCCAGGCACCCAAGUCCUUCGUCCCAGCUCCGCAAACGGUACCUCAACCGUUCAAACCAGCUCCACAAACCUUUACUCCCGCUCCCGCUCCUGCACCAGCCCCACAAGUCUUUGCUCCCGCUCCCGCUCCUGUACCAGCCUUUAUUCCCGCUCCGGCUCCUGCACCAGCCUUUGUUCCCUCUCCGGCUCCUGCACCAGCGCUAGUUCCGAAAUUCAAACCAGGUCCAGCUUCCUAUCCGGAACAACCUCCGAUACAUCACUCAUACGCCGCUACUCCCGUAACCAACCCAUUCACUGGACCUUCCUACAACACCACUCCGCAACCGUUCAAGGCACUCCCACCACCCUCGAUCACACCAAGUGCCGAGAACUUCUCCUCAACUCCACUCGAUUUCCAACCAAUCCAGCAAACCUUCACCCCGAUUCCUCCGACCUUCACUCCGAUUCCGCAAUCUUUCACUCCGGCCCCAGCUCUACCAACCUUCACUCCAACUCCUGCACCACCGACCUUUGCUCCAGCUCCGGCUCCCCUAACCUUUGCUCCCGCUCCGGCACCUGCUUCCCAACCCCAGGUCUACUACCAACCCCAACAACACGAGGUUGUUGAGCAAUCGCAGGAAAGCUACCAGAAGAAAACGGUCAAGGAAACCAAACAACUCUUCGAGCAGUCCAUCCAGCAGCAGGAGAUGUUCAACGAGCUGAAGGCUCCUCGUAUGGUCCAACAGAUGAUCCAUUCGCCCACAAAAACAAUGGCACUCCCGCCGGACUUCGGGUACAGCCCGGCGGAGAUGGGUCUCGAGCCGGGUCCGCAGCCCACCAUGGGUUACGCUCCGAAGCCCUCGAGCGAACGCAAGAGCUCCUACUAUCGUGAGAAGAUCGAACAGUCGCUGUUCGAGAGCAUGGAUAAAGUGCCGGAACGUGUUCCGGCUGGUGGUGUCAAGAUUAUCCCGCCGAGUCCGCGUAAAAAGUUGAGUACGGGACAGUCGGAUACCGCCGGGAUGACUCCUGCGUCGGUCGAGGUGCCAUCGGAUGCGACCGCCGGCCCGGGAAAGAGUCCGUUUACGGCGACCGAGAGCGAGUGCGAGAGCGACAUGGAUGUGAGCCGGAAGAUGAACGGCAUCAGUGGGUAUCUGGCCGAUACGGAGGAGGUCCAGAAGACGGUUACCUUCAGCGAGCAGAAGGUGGAGAGUUUCAGCAGCAGCAGCAAGAGCGAAAGCGUCGUGGUCAGCUCGUCGUCCGAAAUUGUGCAGCAGCAGGAGCAGAAGAUUGAAUCUAUCGAGUCAAAGGUUGACAAGGUUGAGGACACCGCUGCAGCAGCUGCAGCGACCGUGAGCAACGAUGUCACGCUCGAAACCCAACAGCAGAGCGAGCAGUCGGAGCAAGUGAUCACCGAAGAGGUCAAAAAGGAAACCGUAGUGACUGAGGAGGAAAGCGUACGUAACUUCCUCACCAACAACGAUCUGCCGGAAGAUUUACAGCCAGUGAAGGUGCUGCCAACGGAAGAGCCGCUGCCGGUGCUGAAGAAGGUUCCUCUCCCGCCAGCUAUUCAACCCGAGCCACAGCCAGAACCAGUGAUUGAGCCAGCUCCAGUUGUUCCGGAACCAACGAUCGCACCCGUCAUCGAAGCAGCACCGGUAUUCACGCCAGCUCCAGCCCCACAGCAGAACGGAUAUCAAUCGGCCAGCGAAUAUGAAAGCGAUUUCGAGAAGAAGGUCAACCCAGUGUGGCAACCAACUCAGACCGGCUCAACCGAGGCUUCCUACAAACCGGUUCACCCCGUGUUUAAUCCACCAAAAUCGCACGAGCCUGGUUCAGCUGCACCACCGCCAUCAGUAUUUGAUCCGAUCGACAAAAUUCAACCAACGACCCAAGCCCCCUUACCUAGCGAAACACCAAAGAUCGAAAAGCCCAAACCCAUCAGCUAUGCUCAAAGUCAGACUACAACGAAGUCCUUCCAGCAGCAGAGUUCAUCCUAUCAAUCCCAUCAGCAGCAGACCUAUCAAAUCCAACAACAACAACAACAACAACAACAACAACAACAACAACAACAACAACAACAACAACAACAUCAACAACAACAACAACAGCAACAGCAACAACAUCGGCAGCAGCAACAGUUCGUAUCGUUCCCGCCAGUGGAGCCAACGCCAGCUCUGUACUACACAUCGAUCACUGGCCAGCCAGUGCAUAACACCCUCGUAACGGAAACCUCAAACACUCUCCACAUGAAGGAAAUGUCCGAAAGCAGCAAUCGAACUGUUAACAUGUCACAAACUCAGCACGUCAUCAAACUGGAGUCCGACAAUCAGUACAUGAAUCAACAGCAACAACAGUCAUCCUUGAUCAGUCAGAAACCAGGUCGCUUCACCCCAGGAGAGUUCCGCGAGAGUGACUACGAAUCCGAUGGAUCCCGCAUUCGUCCCCUCUGGACGCCCCAUCCAUCGGACAGCGAUGAGCCACACUUCCGUAGCGUGCGACCCCAGUUCAAGCAGCCACGCUCCGCCAGCCUUCCUCGUUCCUGCGAACGCAUCCAAACCCCGAUGGAGUUCGAUACCGGUCCAGUGCUGAUGCCAUCGAAAAUCGAUACCAGCAGCGUGGCUGUGUCCACCACCCAGAACAUGGAAUCCGUCGAACAAACCCAGGUACUGCAGACUCAAACGCUCAACCGUCAGUCCUCGUUCAGCUCGAAACGGAUCGCUACCUCGCACGUGUCCAAUCUGCGUGACGAUAUGGCUGUGAAGGCACACAAAGUGGCCCCCCUCAAUUACAUCCAGAAGGCGACCAACCAAGCCGAAAGUAUGUCUCAAUCGUUCAAGACCAAGGCGUACCAUUUCACCAACGAAGUGAUGACAGAUAUGCGAAAGACGCCGAUCAAGCCGAUCCUGAAGAACGCCUACGGUCAACAGGUGCCGAUCACACCGGCUCCAGCUGCUGCCCAAGCUGUUGCCCAAUCAGCCGCCGCCACCGACAGCAACGCUCAGGCCUAUCGCGAAGAAUCGCGGGUGUCCCAAUACGGCACCAAACACGUCGAUCCGGACACCGGAAUCAUCUACUUCAAGUACGAUUUCGGGUACGAGUUUGGCAUAAUUUUCCCCGGCGAGGGUCACCGCAUUGUUGCCACCGGUGGCAACCGAAAGCAACAGCAUCAGGCGCACCAACAGCGGACUCCCGCUCUUGGCGCCACCAGCAAACAUCCCCUCUAUCUGAGUCCGUCCCCGUUCGGCCCAUCGGGAGCGCAUUCGCUCGAGGUACCGGUGAUUCACGAACGCACCAAAGACUACUACCGGAACUGUAGUCCCACGUUCCGGCGAUCGGCUUCCGUGCCGGCACCGGAUUUGCAGGCCAGCCGCUACCAGCGGUACAGCUACCCGAUGGGUGGCGCUCCUGGGCGCUCGGUGGACCCCGGUACAGGUAGUGGACGCUCGACGCCCCAUGUUGGAAGUUACAGAACCUCGUCCCGUUGCACCACUCCAGACCAAUCAGCUCAGGGCUACAACCGUUCCGCGACUAGCACACCGAAACACCCACAGGAACCGGCCAUCGCCACCAAGCAGCCGCUGUUCGUUGCGCCGCUGAAGGAUAUCGCCGUCGUCAGUGGACAGCCGGCGCGUUUCGAGUGCAUCGUCGCGUGCGAUGCGACGCCAUCGAUUCGCUGGACCAAAAACAACGUACCGAUCGACGAGAACGGUCAGAGAUACUUCCCGGAGUAUCGGAACGGUGUCUGCCGUCUUUCGCUUCCAGUUGCCUACGAGAGUGAUGCCGCUAAAUACUGCUGUGUGGCCGAGAACCAUAUCGGCCACUCGCAGACAUGCGCCGAUCUAACCGUGGUCGAUAGCAAUUGGAGAACAGCGUCCGCUGUAACGGACUUCUGAGCUCAGAGCUCGUCUCGCGGAAGGAACUAUCGGUAGAAAUUGUUCUGACACUCGACGGAUUACACGUCAUCCUCAUUCAUUGCUAGCCAAGAGAAAAGGAUCGAUCAGUCUAUUCGAAAAUCAACAAAAAAAAUCGUUAAAAUAAAAAAAAACGUUUAGGGAAAACAAAAUCGACACGCGGAUAACGCUAUCUACCACUUGGAGGAAAUGUCAAUAUCUAUCAGAGAAACGAAACAAAAGAAAUAUGUUUGCUUUUUAUUUUACUUGCAAGUUUUGUCUUUUAGCAACGAUUCCAAUAUGGAAAACGGUGAAAAGUUUGAUUUUCAAGAAACAACUUUUUAUGUAAAGUGUUGCUUUUAAUCGUUGUCUAUUUAGUGGUUUUACUAUUAUUUUUUCCUGUUUAUUUAUGAAUCAUUAGACAAUCGUAAGCUAUUUAUUUUAGUUUUAAAUAUUAUUCAGGACGCUGACAAAAAAAAUUAUCGAUUGAUGCUUGACAUAAAAUGAUUCAGCAGCUUGAUGCACUAAUUUUGGUGAAGUAUCACGAGAAUAAAAGAAAAACAAACAUUUGAAGAAUCGAAAAAUUAUGAAUAAAAACAGUACACAGACAGAAGCAUAUAAAAAAACGAUUUGAAAAUUGAACUUGCUUUCCCUCGCUGGCGAAAACUGAUAAUCUAUAAAUAAUCUUGAGGUGAAAUUCUAAAUGAGAAUGUGAAAUUUUUCCUAUUUUGUUGAACGCUAGCUUUAACGUUACCUACAUUUUGUCACACAAGCACACACAAACACACCCACUCACACCUAUACACAUUCACGCAUAUUAUUGUUCUUCUAUUAUUGCUAUAACAAAUUAUCCACGCUCGAAAUGAAUGAUUGGAACAGAAAUUUAUCGUUAUAUAUAUGUAAAUCUCUUCCGAAGCAUCAUGUAAACAGAUUGAUUUGAAUAAAUCGAAAUUAAAUAA
This is a messenger RNA of Toxorhynchites rutilus septentrionalis, 13621 nucleotides long. It is a transcript of the gene zormin, whose product is annotated as titin. Gene Ontology annotation, cellular component: plasma membrane; axon; neuronal cell body. The coding region runs from base 807 to 12665 and encodes 3952 amino acids. Gene Ontology annotation, molecular function: axon guidance receptor activity. The record is from RefSeq and is a predicted model, not a curated record. The transcript is spliced from 17 exons. Lineage: Eukaryota; Metazoa; Arthropoda; Insecta; Diptera; Culicidae. Gene Ontology annotation, biological process: synapse organization; homophilic cell-cell adhesion.